Molecule: messenger RNA, 693 nt
Organism: Vitis vinifera (wine grape)
Lineage: Eukaryota; Viridiplantae; Streptophyta; Magnoliopsida; Vitales; Vitaceae
Exons: 1
Coding region: 82-360 (92 amino acids)
Source: RefSeq, a predicted model, not a curated record
CAUUCUUCGACCCCCUCCCUCCUUCAUUCAAAACUUAAACUAAACACUCCCUAUCUCUCUCUUUCUCUCUCUCUCUCUCAAAUGGAGGGUCUUAUUCCUUUCGUGUACAGGGCCAUUGUCCAAUACAAAAAUGGUGGGCAGAGGUCGUGGUUGAGCGAGUCGCCUUCAUGUUCAUACAUACUACUCCCUGGUGAUUCCGGCCGCUUCCAGACCUCCGAUAUCCAACUUUUCCGCUCAGAUUAUGCUUUCUCCGCUACUUCUUCAUCUUCAAUGGCUCCUUCCGCCAACGCCAAGAUCAUGGUCUCCACCGGAGUUCAGUCUCCGGCUCGUCGUAUGACUUCUCGUCGAGUUGUUACGUGAAUGUUGUGCUACCGAUGGUACUGUGUGACGCGCCUGAGGAAACCCGAAGGGGCGUGACUAGUUGAAUAUGGUUGGGGUUUGAACCUGUGUAUGAUAAUCUUCUUUUAUUUUCUUUAAAAGCUUCUUAGUUUGGGGUUAAUAAGCAUGCGGAAUACCAAAGGAGCCGUACGCUUUGUGUUGUUAGUGUGAAAUCAAAGUUACCGAUUAUCAAAAAUCCAAGCUAUGUCUCUGUAAAUAUUGUUGUGAUGAUUGGGAAUAUUUGAUGUUUUAAUGCCCAAAAGGGCCGUGCUGUCUAUCAAUUGUAAAAUUCAUCUCGUUUACUUUUUGCUUCCA